AUGAGUGAUCUGGACAGGGCGAUCGCUCAGCUGCGAGCAUGCCGGCCAAUACCAGAAUCAGACGUCCGCGAACUCUGUCAUAAGGCACGAGAAAUCUUGAUUGAAGAAGGGAAUGUCGUCACAGUUAAUGCGCCGGUAACGGUAAUAUGCGGAGAUAUUCAUGGCCAGUUUCACGAUUUGAUGGAACUAUUCCGCGUCGGCGGCGAUCCUCCCGAUACCAAUUAUCUGUUUAUGGGCGAUUUCGUUGACCGCGGCUUCUACUCGCUCGAAACUUUUUUACUUCUUCUCUGCCUCAAAGUUCGAUACCCCGACCGCAUGACGCUCAUUAGAGGCAACCACGAAUCACGACAGAUUACGACGGUGUACGGGUUCUACGACGAGUGCUAUAGGAAAUACGGCAGUGCAAACGUGUGGCGCUACUGCUGCGAUGUCUUCGACUAUCUUGCCUUGGGCGCUAUCGUUCUCGGGGCCUCCAACACCAUCUCACCAAGUGCCGGGGAAUCCAGUAUACCAACAACACCUGAAGGGGACGAGGUGGAAAUCGAGGUGUGCAACGCACAAGGCGAAGUGAUGAGCAGGUUUCCUCGACCCAACAACGGAACAAACAACGAUUUACAGAGCAGGACCAACGGAAUACCACCACCGAGUAAUACGGGCCCCCCUGGUUCAGGGGCAUCGGGAUCAAGCAGAGGAACAGUGGGCAACCCAGCCGGCGCCGUCCUAUGUGUGCACGGCGGUCUCAGUCCACUGAUAGACAAGGUUGAUAAGAUCAGGCUUCUCGAUCGAAAGCAAGAGGUUCCUCAUGAGGGUGCUAUGUGCGACCUUUUGUGGUCUGAUCCGGACGAGAUUGACGGUUGGGGGUUGUCGCCUCGUGGUGCCGGCUUCCUGUUUGGAGCCGAUAUCGUCAAGGUGUUCAACCAUCGCAAUGACCUCAGUCUGAUUGCCCGUGCCCAUCAGCUGGUCAUGGAAGGGUUUAAGGAGAUGUUCGAUGCCAGCAUCGUUACCGUUUGGUCGGCGCCAAAUUACUGCUACCGAUGCGGAAACGUUGCUGCACUUCUUGAGUUAUCGGAAGACGACUCGGGUUUGGGCGUGCUCGCCCGCAGUAACGGGGAUGUCAAUCGCAGUGAUGGCGGUGGAGGAGGGCUCGGGGACAGUGAGCCGCAACCGAUGAAGGGUCCAGCAAGGCGCUACCGCGUCUUCCAGGCGGCCCCUCAGGACUCAAGGGGCAUGCCGGCUAAGAAGCCGGUUGCCGACUACUUUCUGUAA
Molecule: messenger RNA, 1266 nt
Organism: Sordaria macrospora k-hell
Lineage: Eukaryota; Fungi; Ascomycota; Sordariomycetes; Sordariales; Sordariaceae
Source: RefSeq, a predicted model, not a curated record